AUGGAGGUUUGUGGCGAGGAGAAUGGUCAGGAGGCUGCUGAACUGGGAGAACUCACUCCGGAAGGUGAGCAGUACAAAUGCGAUGUGAGUGGCUGUGAAUAUAUCACUCGAAGUGGAGCGGACUUGGGAAAACAUAAGAGCACAACGCAUAUUGCUGCGAACAAGAAGGGCCGUCGUCUGACUGAGUGCCCAAUUUGUCAGCUGAGGCUUACCAAUCAGGAAGAUCUUGUCAAUCAUUGCCGACUACAUCAUGAUGAUGAAGCCUGCGUUGUCGAGGAGCGAUCAUUCGACAACGAUAUGGAAUUCGAAGCGUGGAAAGAGGCUACCGAGAAAAAAUUCCUUACGUUCUGGCAUCUUUCGGGGAGAAAGCAAAAAGGAAGGGACGAUGUUGUGUAUUACAAAUGCAGCAGGUCAGGUUUACGCCGUCUACGUGGCAAGGGUAAAGUCGCCCCCCACACCAAAGUAGUCACGCCUUUUUGCACUUCGUUUUUGCAGAAAUAUAUUGCUAGAAGCGGUGGAAUUCUUGUAAAGUUCUGCACGAAGCAUAUUGGUCAUGAUCUUGAUGCAGUUUCGUUACCACUCUCCAAAUCCGACAAAAAUUUGAUCGCACAAUAUCUGGAACAGGGACUCCCUUCGAAGACUAUCCGGAAAAGAAUUCGCGAGAAGUAUACGGAUCCUAGUGUUAAACUUCAUUGGAUUUCUUCAAGUGAUAUCAAAAACGUCAUGGCAAGUAUAAACUUACAACGGCGCAAGCUGAAAAACAUGGGCGUUUCUACUGCCGAAGCUGGAUCCAGUGUUAAUGGAGUGCAACAGUCGAAUACUGAAUACAAUUUCGAUGACUCAUCAAUUUCCGCUGCAUCACUUCUGGUGGGAUCUUCAAUGUCUAUUGAUUAUGAUGAAGAAGGUGGUGAUGAAGGAAGUGUUCGCGGUGAUGCCCAGAACAGAGUCUUAGCUUUGAAAGCGCCAAUCUUUGCCGGGACACUGCUCAACUGUUCAUCCUCUGUGGAGUUGAGUGAAAAGAUUUCUCAGCUUGAUUCUACCGCAGGAAAUAUCAAUGGAAGGUUGUUGGACUUGGAAGAUUCGAAGCUGUUCCAUAAUGCGAUCAAAGAGGAAGAAAAAGAAUUUUAA
Molecule: messenger RNA, 1128 nt
Organism: Haemonchus placei
Lineage: Eukaryota; Metazoa; Nematoda; Chromadorea; Rhabditida; Trichostrongylidae
Source: the annotation of a GenBank genome assembly